Messenger RNA from Oryzias latipes (Japanese medaka), 3208 nucleotides. RefSeq lists its product as uncharacterized. The record is from RefSeq and is a predicted model, not a curated record. Gene Ontology annotation, molecular function: protein binding. Gene Ontology annotation, biological process: T cell receptor signaling pathway; integrin-mediated signaling pathway; protein localization to plasma membrane. Gene Ontology annotation, cellular component: plasma membrane. NCBI's taxonomy places the organism in Eukaryota, Metazoa, Chordata, Actinopteri, Beloniformes, Adrianichthyidae.
UGACGUCGGGCGCGUUCCACGCAUGCGCGUUAGCGGUGGCGCUUUCAAAUAGUUUGAACAGCAUCGGCGGCUAGCCUGAAUUCUUCGAUUGAUUUGUGGUAAAGAAUCUCCGAAAAUUUCGAUUUUAAAAGACCUGAAACUUUCCCUAUGUUUGCAUUAACGUUGUAAUAUAUGGAGCAGACGGCUAUGGAAGAGGAUGCACCAAUCAGCUUUAAAGCACUGAGGGCUAAAUUUCAGGAAGAGGCCCUCCUGGCCCAAUCUAAAUUCACCCGCCCAGCUGUUGCUGACAAGCCCAAACACCUGCCUCCUCCUGGAGGCCAUUGCAGCUCAUUGGUGAGCGGCGCCGGCGAGGACAGCAAAACUCUGGUGGUUACCCGUGCCGUUUUCAGAGAUGAGCUUCGGGGAUCUGGAGGCAAACGACCAAUUUCUUUCCCCUCGCCGCCUCACCAGACGUGUCCUUCUCAAGACGAGGGCGCGACAACAAGGCAGUCUCUCAAAGAGCGCCGCAUGCCUCUGGUCCUUCCAGUUCUGCCUGUGAAAAAUCAAGCACUAGAAUCCCCAACUGAAAAGGAGCGCAAACCCGAAACAGACUUGGGAAAGGAAGUCUUGCCACAUAUGAGGGUUAAAAAAAAAGGGUUGCUGCUUCCCUUUAAGUCAGCGAAAACAUCAAAGUUCAAUGCAGAAGAUGGUGAGGAGACGAGCUUUUCGGAUUUGACUAACAGGCCCGCAAGUGUGCCUGGUGAACUCCCCUCGAUGGAGAAGCAAAGUGUAGAAGAUGGGGUUUCCCUGCAAAGUGAUCAGUCAACCACUGAGUACCCUCCUUCUAGUCCAGAUCUCCCACAAACUCCCCUUUCUGCAGAGGUCCGGUCAAACUCCGAUAGCAGAAUUUUUAGCACUUUAGAGAAGGCCAAGAGGAAGUUCACACCACGGCAGAUUUUAAGCUCCACCAAACCGAAGCGCCUGAUCUCCCCUGAGUACGCAUCAAGAGAAAGAGCUUUCCCUUCAUCGCCCAAAACCUUGGACGCCUUUUGCUCUCCUGCUCCCAUCGCGGCUCCGGGUAGCCUUCCACACCUUGCAUGUAUUUCUGCUCGACCUUUUUUCAAAACCACCAACUCUGCGCACAAGCUUGUAUUUGAAAAGCGCUAUCUAAGGGAAAAUGCUGAAGGGUCAUCAGCCAAGUCUGAACCUUCGUCACCCCUGAGGAAGUCACUGCCUGACCUGAGGACACUGGGACCGCUGCCAGCAAAGCCCCCCAGGCCACCUUUGGUAGAUCUCAGCCGAUAUCAAGCGCCGAUUGUAAAUAAGGAAUCAGCAGAUCCUCUAAAAGAGCAGCCGUUUGUGCCUCCAUCCACCUCCAAUCCGAUCCUGGAUGCCCCCGAGAUUCCAGACUUUGACAUCUCAGAAAUAGAAACCGAUGUAGAAGCUGUCGAUAUCGCAGCUUUAGACCUGGAGGCUUUGGACAUACUCUGUUCAGAAAUUGGCAUGCCUGCACCGCGUGGGGUUCCGGGUUGUGAAGCUCCGCAACCCGACCUGUCAGCUGCUGAUCCCGCGGAGACAAUCGAGAGCUCCAUCGUCCAGGAUCUGAACCUCGGCAGUCAAAACAUAAUCCCCCUUGAUCCAGCCAGCUCCCCUGAACCAAUAAACCUGCCGGAGUUUCCCGAGCCCUCUGCUCCGGAGCGGUGCUCCCAAAGUAAGGAGCCAGCUGCCGAGUCUUUCAGCAGCUCUCGUUCUGACGAAACUCUUUCGGCGGUUGCUAAGAGGCAGUCCGUCCCGGAGGACUCGGAGCUCAGCAGCCACACAGCCCGGACUGAUGACAGGCACACACAAUCAAGUGCACAUCAGUCGGACGGCUGCUACGAAGCGUAUGAUAACUUGUAUGAAGACGUGGAGACAGUCAACAAAAUGAUGUCUGGUCAGGUUUCAAUUAAACAAAGAGCCGCACUGAAGAAUCCAUAUGCUGAGAAUCGCCCUAUGUUGUAUUUCCAGCGGGAGGAGCCAUGUCACAACAAACGCCUGCGGCAUCCAUGGAGCUCUGCACAUGGAGAACAUGCUCAAGUCAUCCAUCAUGUCCACAGUAAGGAACAUCUAAGCCCUAACUCUGCGGACUAUAAAGAACAGCGGAAGAGGGAGAAACAGCGUCUGGAGAGGGAAAGGAAGGAGCAAAAAGAACGAGAGAAGAAGGAAAAUGAGAUGAAAAAGAAAUUCAAAGUGACUGGAGAUGAGGAACCCAUGUACCAUGCCAAGGUGACAGCUGCCGGUAAAGUGCGUAAGCACGACCUGCCCGUCAAGAGCGGCGACACGGUCAGCAUCAUUCGAACCACCAACUGCCCUAAAGGGAAAUGGCUAGCCAGGGAUUCCAACAAUAAGUAUGGGUACAUUUCAGUGAUGAACGUGGAGCUAAACAUCAAGGAGAUGCUGGAACUUGGAAAGAAAGCUCAAGCCGCUGGCCGAGGAGCCAACCAGGAUGGAGACACCAUCAGCAUUGGAAGCCGAUCUUCAAGUCACCCUGUCAUGACGAGCAGUUUCACAGACGACAGUGAGGAGUGGGCCUGUGAGGAUGAGAUGCUCUCACCUUCCAAUGAAAGCCACAGCUUUCCUCAGCAGAAUUCCUCGCUGCCCGAGACGUCGUGUCUUCAAGCUGGUGACGCCAGCCUGGACGACCCGCACACACAGAACCGGCAUGAAGCGCUGCAGAAGUUGGCCUUCUUCUUUCAGCACAACAAAGAUGAACCGAGUGACUUUGCUGAUGGCGAAGGAGCAACACCUACAAAUGCAGAGACGUCAAACUACUUAUGUGCCGUGGAAGAGCCUCCAUAUCCCGAACAAGAGGUAGACUUCACAGAACUAUGCCUCCUUCCUCCCCCACCGCUGUACGCUGAUGGCUUCUGAUCUGAACACAAGCAGAAGAAGGAAACGUCCCUGCGAAAAAAAACACCCCAGGGAAACGUCCUCGGAGAGUAAUGACAUUUAUUUAAAGAUAUUUUUGAUAUGCUGCUGUGGAGACGGGAUGCAGUUUGAAUGUUUAUGCAACCACUGUUAUUUCACUCUGUUGUAAAGAAUCUAGAAUCCUUUUCUUGCUUUACCCCCAUUUUGUUCUGUUCAAAUUCACUGAAAAAGAUGCACAGUUUCAAUUACUGCACAUUACACUUUUGUUUUUGUUUGUUUUCAUGUUGGACCAAAUAAAUAUUUGACAGUGAUUUACACUUAA